This is a messenger RNA of Dermatophagoides pteronyssinus (European house dust mite), 694 nucleotides long. RefSeq lists its product as uncharacterized. The record is from RefSeq and is a predicted model, not a curated record. NCBI's taxonomy places the organism in Eukaryota, Metazoa, Arthropoda, Arachnida, Sarcoptiformes, Pyroglyphidae.
UUUUUGUCGAUUUGGAAUCAUUUCAUUUUGGUGUGUUUUUUGGGAAUUUUGUGUUGUUUGUUGUUUGUGCUGUGCUGUUUUGUUUUGCUUGUUUUGCUUUGGUUUGUUUUUUGAAUAAUUUUUCUGGCUGAAUCAAUCAUGAAUAUGUUAUAUGCAAUAUUGUUAAUGUUAUUGCCAUUGGCAUUAUCGCAACCAUUAACACCAACAAAUUAUUUACAACAGGAUCCACAUUCAAUUACAUUACAUCAAUUAUUAGUACAACAUGGUAUACAAGAUGGUCAAAUGGCAUUGGUUAUGGUUGCACCAUUAAAUGCUGAACAAGCAUUACAAGCUAAUGCUGGUACAUUACAAAAUCAAUUUUUAAAUCGACCACUGUUAGUACAAUCACCUGCACAAGAAGUUAAUGUACAUUAUCGUUCACAAUCAGCACCAUUGAAUGUACAACAUACACAUGUUCCAGCACCAAAACCAGAACUUCAAUUAUCGCGUUCGGAAGAAGAACCACAUCGUUUAGUACAUGAAAUUGUUAGGCCAGUUAUACAAGAAGUACGUGAAAUUAUUCAACCAUAUCGACGAAUUGUACAGGAAAUUCGUCCAGUACAAGAAGAAGUUGUACAAAAAAUUGCCAAAAAUGCUAACAUUCAUUAAAACAUGACAAAUGGAAACAUCUUGAUGGGAAACAUUUUUCUGCAAA